AUGCCGCCAGCAAGGCUGCUUCAAGGAUUUGCUGCCACGGCGGUUUUUCUCAUCUGCUGGUUUCUGCUGAUUCCAUCUGGAUACAGCCCGAGCGGCCUCACCUCUCGGUGGCACCACGAUGCGCCACGCCGGGAGAAUCUGACCUUGGAUGUCGAGAUUCUGAAGCGCCUGGAUGUGCCUGUGAAGUUCAGCUAUGAGCGGCAUUGUAUCAGCGUGCGGGAGAAACCCGGACUGAAAAGAGAGCCACUGAUUGAAGUACCAACAUCACUACGCAGCAGAGAAGGGUCUGUGGAAAUCACCCUGGAUGAGAACUUCACUCCUAACCAGGAGUCGCAAAGCAUGUUCCCUCCGUGUGGGAGUGAGACUACAGUAAAUGUACCGGAAUUCCACUCACACGCGAAAACCUCCACAUCAUCUCUCAUGCUAGGCGUGGCGACCACUCUGACGCGGAUCGAGGAGAGUCUGCCGACGUUCUCGAGGUGGCUCUCAGAAACGGGCUCUCCACUGCUUGUUUUGCUGGUCGACCAGCCCAAUCUUGAUGAUAAGGCGGAAGAUGUGCUGCGUGUGUACGCUCUGGCUUUCGAGCUAAAAAUAUUUCUCAUUCUCGAGCCAUAUCACUCAACAUUUGAAGCGGACAGCGAAGGGCUCAAGAACUUUGGUCUGGCAACAGUGCUUGAUAAGCACAAACGAGAGGAAACAAAAUGGUUCGGCAUCAUCGACGACGACACAUUCUUUUUGUCACUACCCCGAAUGGUGGAAGCUUUGGAGCCUUACGACCCCGAAAAGCCGUGGUACAUCGGAGCACUGACUGAAGGGCAUACUCGUGUUAGCAAGGAAGGAUUCAAGGCAUGGGGAGGCGCUGGAUUCUUCGUCUCUCCGCCUCUUAUGCAAACGCUCGCCGAGCAUUCUGUGCAGUGCAUACACCUCGACAAGUUCUUCGGCGACAUUCUAUGGCGAGACUGCAUCAUGGAAAUAACUUCGCCUACGGUUCAACUGACCGAACUGCGUGGACUGAAUCAAAUGGAUUUGUGGAAUGAUCUCUCCGGAUGGUACGAGGCCGGUUUCUCUCCAAUCCUUACUGUGCAUCAUUGGAAAAGCUGGCACUUUUACCCAAUCACACUCGCACAUAUUGUCUCCGAAGUGGCAGGCCCGGACUCUGUAUUGCAACGAUAUCUCUUCGACAACAAUACAGUGUUUACGAACGGCUACAGCAUCGCGCAGUAUCCAACAGGCUUGCCAGAUCUCAAUCUCGUGGAACUCACAAUGACCGAGGACGUCAAUCUUGAAAGGCCGCCCGAGGUGCUCGAAUUCCACCACAGCAUGGGCCAUACUCGGCCCGCAUUAGAACUGGGCAAGGAAAAGGUUCAAUGGAAGUUUGAGCAUGCAGUUUCAACGCCAGACGGCACGGUGAGGCAAUUCUACGUGAAGAAAUCGGAUUCAGACUACAGCAUAAUUGAGAUCGACUGGAGAUGA
Messenger RNA from Ramularia collo-cygni, 1473 nucleotides. RefSeq lists its product as uncharacterized. Bases 1 to 1473 code for a protein of 490 amino acids. The transcript has a single exon. NCBI's taxonomy places the organism in Eukaryota, Fungi, Ascomycota, Dothideomycetes, Mycosphaerellales, Mycosphaerellaceae. Gene Ontology annotation, molecular function: acetylglucosaminyltransferase activity. The record is from RefSeq and is a predicted model, not a curated record.